This is a messenger RNA of Cotesia congregata, 1368 nucleotides long. Lineage: Eukaryota; Metazoa; Arthropoda; Insecta; Hymenoptera; Braconidae. The record is from the annotation of a GenBank genome assembly.
AUGGCUGUUGAAACUCCCGAUUCAGCAGGAAGUGUCCAUCAACGUCCACCAAAAUCAUGCUUCGCCAUCCGAUAUCUUAUGGCAGUACUAGGUUCUAUCGGUCUAGCCAUAAUUUAUGGAUUCAAGGUCAAUGUCAGUAUAGCCAUUGUCGCAAUGGUAAAUCAUACCGCACUUAAAGGCCCCGAAAAUCUCACAUCAAUCAACGAGACAGUGAACUUCAAUGUGACAUCUAAACUUAAAGAAGACGGACCAUUCCUCUGGGAUGGAAGCAUGCAAGGCGUUAUUUUAUCAGCAUACUUUGCUGGAUAUUUAGUUUCGAUGCUUCCUGGCGGACGGAUGUCUGAAUUAGUGUCUGCGAAGUGGGUGAUGAAUGGUGCAGUUCUUCUCAAUGUUGUGGCUUCUGUGUUGUCACCACCCGCAGCUUACGGGCACUACUGGCUGUUUGUCUUCAUGAGAUUUCUUCAAGGAAUCGGCGGAGGUGUCAGCUUCCCAGCGAUGCAUGUUAUGAUUUCCAAGUGGGCGCCCCCCAAUGAGAGAAGUGUCUUGACGUCAAUCAUCUACGCGGGAACGGCACUUGGAACUGUGAUCGCGACAUUGCUGUCAGGGAUAAUUGCUGCUAGUAUGGGCUGGGAGUGGGUAUUUUAUUUUGAAGGACUCCUUUGUCUUAUCUGGUGUACUGCCUGGUGGCUGAUGAUUGAAGACUCUCCAGAACAGCAGCGUAGAUUCAUCAGCCAGGAAGAAAAGAAUUACAUUCUUAAAUCACUUGGUCAGAGUGAAAAUACGGAGCAUCAUAAUUUGGCAGUUCCUUGGGGACAAAAUACAACACUCUCUUCUAUUCCGUACUUAUGCAUGUGGUUCUUCACGAUGGCCAUCAGUAAAAUAUUAGCAAUAUUUGAGGCAAAGAAUUGGAUUUCUAGAACUCUUUCACGAAAAAUUGGAACCUUCUGCAGCUCUGUAAUACCAACAAUCUGCUUGAUUGUGGUGGCAUUCGCUGGAAACAAUCGAGAAGUAGCUGUUACAUUUAUGACAAUUGGAAUAACUGCUAUGGGUGCUAUGUACAGCGGAUUUCUAGGCAACCACAUUGAUAUCGCUCCUAACUUUGCUGGUACUCUUGUAGCAAUAACAAAUUUCUUCGCGACUAUUCCGGGAAUAGUUAUGCCGAUUAUUAUCGGGCAUGUUACUUCGAAAGAUCCCUCAAUCGCUACGUGGAGAAUUAUUUUCUUCAUAACUUCUGGAUUUCUGCUGAUCGAAGUAGUUGUCUUCAGUAUUUUCGGGUCGAGUAAAGAAGAAUCUUGGAAUAACGUUGAGUCUCAUGAUGAAGAAACAAGCGAUCAAACUCUUCCUCUCGAGGAAAAAAACAGACAUUAA